CUGUCAGUGAACUCACUCACACACACACACACUGAGUACAGAGAACACACCAGUGGAUCAGCAUGUGUGCUGCUGCUGCUGCUGAUGUGGACACAAACGCCUCAUGGCUGAUUUAAGGACCUUCUCUUUUUAAAAAAUGCAAACCUCCUGCUCAUAUGAGACACAUGGAUUAUUAUGGAUGUGAUAUGGAGAUGCUGUAAAGUCCUGCUGCUGCUGCUGCUGUUGUGUGUCUUGGUGGAAGCAGACGUGAAUGAAGACACGUCCUGUGAUGGAGCGUUUGAUGUUUACUUUGUGUUGGACAGGUCAGGCAGUGUGUCGGGACACUGGCACGAGAUCUAUGGCUUUGCGGAGCAGCUCACCAACAAGUUUGUCAGUCCCAGGAUGAGAGUGUCCUACAUUGUCUUUUCAGCCAGAGCAGUUGUAAUUCUGCCUCUGACAGGAGACAGGUCGAAAAUAGAUGAAGGUUUGAAGAAGCUGAGCCAAAUCAAACCUGCUGGUGAAACGUACAUGCACGAGGGCAUGCAGGCGGUGUCGGAGCAGAUGAAGGCUCAAACCACACCCUCAUCUACCAUCAUCAUCAUUCUGACUGAUGGAAAGCUGGAGGUCUACCCCUAUGAACUAAGUGUCCGGGAGGCGGACACAGCCAGAGGCUUUGGAGCCAGAGUGUACUGUGUCGGGGUCAUGGACUUUGACCACAAACAGCUUGCUGAAAUAGCAGACAGCACAGAUCAAGUCUUCCCGGUUUUGUCGGGAUUUCAUGCCCUCAAAGACAUCGUCAACUCGAUCCUGAAGCAGUCAUGCACUGAUGUGUUCACCAUAGAGCCAUCAAGUGUUUGUGUGAACGAGUCGUUCAACGUGGUGCUGAGAGGCAGCAGCUUCAGUGGAUCCAGGAGGACAGACAACAUACUCUGUCUCCUCACCGUCAAUCAACAGACUCACAAGCAGAAGCCGACAGUAGUUAAAGACGGGUAUCUGCUGUGUCCCGCUCCCACUCUGCACGAGGUCGGAGAGUCAGUUGAGGUGCUGGUGAGUCUGAACAACGGACAAUCUUUCAUCUCCACUCCCAUCACCAUCCACGCCACAACAUGUUCUGACGGGACCUGGGUCCUCUGGUUGCUCUUGGCUCUGUUGCUGUUGCUGGCUCUUGUUUUACUGUGGUGGUUCUGGCCCCUUUGCUGCACAGUGGUGAUCAGAGACCCACCACCAUCUCGACCUCCUCCUCCUCCACCUCCUGUCGUCGAGCUGGAGGAGGAUCUCACACCCAAACACAGGUGGCCCACAGUGGACGCUUCAUACUACGGAGGCAGAGGACCCGGAGGAAUCAAACGCAUGGAGGUUCGCUGGGGGCAGAAAGGCUCCACAGAGGAGGGGUCACGACUGACGAAAGCCAAAAACGCUGUGGUCACUGUGCCAGAGGAUGUGGAGGAGCCCAUCAUACCCCGACCCCCGCCGAGACCUCCUCCAGUCUACAGCCCUCAACCACAGUCCAAAUGGUACACUCCCAUCAAGGGGCGUUUUGAUGCGUUGUUGGCUUUACUGAGACGACAGUACGACAGAGUGGCAAUCAUGAGGCCGACACACCAGGAUAAGGGCCGCUGCAUUAACUUCACUCGAGUUCAAAGUCACUGAUGUUCUAACACGAGGAUGGACACUUUUCAUUUUAUUCCUGUAUUUUUAGACACAAGAUGACUGACGUGUACACACACACACAGAUCAAUGUUGGAAUGUAUAUUGUAAAUAAAUGUCUUUUUUCUUUU
Messenger RNA from Solea senegalensis (Senegalese sole), 1757 nucleotides. It is a transcript of the gene antxr2b, whose product is annotated as ANTXR cell adhesion molecule 2b. Gene Ontology annotation, cellular component: membrane. The transcript is spliced from 17 exons. Bases 175 to 1629 code for a protein of 484 amino acids. Lineage: Eukaryota; Metazoa; Chordata; Actinopteri; Pleuronectiformes; Soleidae. Gene Ontology annotation, molecular function: signaling receptor activity. The record is from RefSeq and is a predicted model, not a curated record.